AUGGUGCUGACAUUUGCUCUAUGUUUGACUCAACUACACAUUAUUUACACAAGAACACAGUUCACAUUGUUUAGGGCACUGCUAAAGGAAGGUAAGACGUUCCCAUCCACACUUUUAGCCGCUGAUGAGGGUUAUACUGUAGUAACAAAUAUUAUGGCCACAGAGUAUUUGAACUAUGAGGAUGGAAAGUUUUCCAAGUCACGUGGAACUGGUGUAUUUGGUAACAAUGCUCAAGACACUGGUAUUCCUGCUGAUUACUGGAGAUUUUAUCUUCUAUUCGUGCGUCCUGAAUCACAGGAUUCCAGUUUUUCAUGGGAUGAUCUUGCUCUCCGGAUUAAUACUGAACUGCUCAAUAACUUAGGAAACUUUGUGAACAGGGCUCUAAUGUUUGUGGAGAAAACCUACAACAGUCAGAUUCCAGAGAUAACUUUGGAGGAAGACGAUAUUGUGCUAUUAGCUCUUGUUAAUAGAGAAAUAGCAUUAUAUUCAAAGAUGCUUGAAAAUGCUAAACUACGUGAUGGGUUACGUCACAUUUUGUCUAUUUCCCGCCACGGUAAUCAGUACAUUCAAUCACAGCAACCAUGGGUGAAGGCUAAAGGAUCACCUGAAGAACGAAAACGAGCUGGAACAAAUGUUGGCCUAGCAGCAAACAUUGCGUGUUUGUUGUCAGUCCUACUUCAGCCAUACAUGCCUCAUAUAUCAAAAGUAAUGCAGGAGCAAAUGAAUAGUCCAAAGUCUGUCAACAUUAUUACCGAUAAAUCAAUUAUGAUGCUUCCUCCUGGUCACAAAAUUGGAAAGCCUUCACCUCUCUUCACUAAAAUUGAGCCUACCAUGGCAGAAGAGAUGAAGAAGAAAUUUGCUGGAAAACAGAAAUCUCCACCUCCAGAAUCAACUGGAAAGAAAGGUGGAGCUGCAGUUAGUUCAGAUACUGUUGUCCAGCUUCAGGCUGCAGUUGACAAACAGGCCAAUCUUGUUCGAGAAUUGAAAUCAGCAGGCAAACCGAAAGCUGAAUGGCAACCUCAAGUUGCUACUCUUCUUCAACUAAAAUCUGAUCUUGCUGCCGCCCAGAAGAUUGCCCAGGAUCAAGCUCAGUCUAAGUCUGUACCAGCUGGAGGAACCUCUGAAACUCUUCAAUCACUGCAAGCUGCUGUGGAUAAGCAGGCAAAUGUUGUGAGAGAAAUGAAAGAAGCUGGAAAGCCUAAAUCUGAAUGGCAACCCCAUGUAGCAACUCUUCUCCAACUUAAGGCUAAUCUAGCAGCUGCUCAGAAAGCAGCGCCCUCCGCCCCAGUAGCUCCCAAAGCAGAACCAGCCAGCCCUCCUGCCUCUAACGUCAGUGAACUAGAAGAAGCUGUUAAACAGCAGGGUGAACUUGUUAGGCAAAUGAAAGGUAGUGGAAAAAGUAAAGAAGAAUGGCAACCAGAGGUAAACAAGUUACUUCAACUCAAACAGCAGUUGUCAGCUCUUCAGCCCUCAACAGCCUCUGCGGGUUCUGUAGAUAACAAACCACCUCAGUCAUCCGGGAGCGGCAAAAGUAAGAACAAGAAGAAGAAAUGACAUCGGCGUUAAACUGCACCAAAUUGGAGACAUGACAUAAAAUCAGAGGUGCAGUCUUUACCUGUCUUAAACGCCAGUGUAAACAAAAUAUCAAAUUUAGGGAAGCUUUCAGUGAAAAUUUAUUUAUUUAUCUUACUUGAAAGUACUUGAUUAAUUGUAAUCAUAUGAUGGUUGUGAUUUAAGGUUUCGUAUGAACUUUUAGUUGAAAGUAUUACUGCCCUUUCAUGUCCAAAAUGAUUUUCAGAAGAAAAUAGUUGACAUUUGAAUAAUGAGGCAUAAGGUGUCAAUGAAAUACAGCUAUUUUCUAAGA
Molecule: messenger RNA, 1864 nt
Organism: Frankliniella occidentalis (western flower thrips)
Lineage: Eukaryota; Metazoa; Arthropoda; Insecta; Thysanoptera; Thripidae
Product: methionine--tRNA ligase, cytoplasmic-like
Exons: 9
Coding region: 1-1554 (517 amino acids)
Biological process (GO): methionyl-tRNA aminoacylation
Cellular component (GO): aminoacyl-tRNA synthetase multienzyme complex; cytosol
Molecular function (GO): ATP binding; methionine-tRNA ligase activity
Source: RefSeq, a predicted model, not a curated record